Messenger RNA from Dermatophagoides pteronyssinus (European house dust mite), 1592 nucleotides. RefSeq lists its product as uncharacterized. Gene Ontology annotation, cellular component: membrane. Gene Ontology annotation, biological process: monoatomic ion transmembrane transport. The record is from RefSeq and is a predicted model, not a curated record. Gene Ontology annotation, molecular function: transmembrane signaling receptor activity; extracellular ligand-gated monoatomic ion channel activity. Lineage: Eukaryota; Metazoa; Arthropoda; Arachnida; Sarcoptiformes; Pyroglyphidae.
UUAGUGUUUAGUGUUUUGAUCAAUCAAAAAUGAUUCAUCAAAAAUCAUCAUCUUCGAUCACAAUAUUGAUGAUAAUCAAUAUUGUUGUUGUUGUUGUUGUUAUGGUUGUUAAAAGUCAACCCGAUCAGAAUACAAAUUUUGAUGCAUUAUUUAGAGAAUUGAAUAUAUUGACCAGGCAACAAUUACAAGAGCUUCAGGCUGCAUCACCAUCAUCAUCGAAUGCAACAACAACAACAACAACAACAACAUCGACACCGGACAACAAAUCAAAAGCCGAAAAAUUAAUAACCGAAUCAAAUGAUUCAACAACAUCAUUGAAACAUGAAACAUUUCGUUUGCCCGACGGUUAUGAUUGGAAAAAACCACCAAAAUUUAAUCGUUUAAAUCCUAUUAAAAUUGCUGUAAAUUUAACCAUAUUGGAUACAACUAUUGAUAAAUUGGAAAAUGUUAUUAUAUUGGAUAUGCAACUAAAAGAACGUUGGAAAGAUCGCCGGUUAAGAAUGCGUAAAAAAAUCGAUAAAAAUAAUGAUCCAAAAAAUGACCAAAGCGAUGACUAUGGUGAUGAUUAUGACGAUGAUGAUGGUAACAGUAUUGAUGGUCGAAAACGUAGAAAAAAAUCAAUGGAAAAUUAUGUAUUGGAUGGAAAAUAUCUUUCAAAAUUAUGGCAUCCAAUCAGUCAUAUACGUAAUAAUGCACAUAUAACAAAUGCAUUAUUUGAUAAACCAAAACAAACAUUACAAAAAACUAUUGAACAAGAAAAAUUAAUUGAAAAUAUUUUUAUUAUAUCAAAUGAAUCAACAGCAUUCAUAUGGAUAACAUUAAAAAUGCGUGUCAAUAUUCCUAUCUAUGAAUGUCAUCGUGAUGAUAGCCGUCUAUUUCCAUUUGAUAAAAUUGAAUGUUCAUUUCAUAUUACGAAUGCACUUUACGAUAAACGAACAUUAAUAUAUGAAUGGGAUUCAGUUAAAUGGGAUCAUAAUGAAUAUCAUAGUGGACAAUUUUAUUUAAGAAAACUUAAAACAUCUAUACAAAAUGAACCGAUCAUUGAAUUGGACGAAAGUGGCAAUGAACAUUCUAUAAUGCGUAUUGAUUUUAUGUUAAAUCGUCAAAUUGGUGAUUAUAUUCUCAAUAUAUAUGUUGUACAUAUAUUCUUACUUAUACUUUCAAUAUCAAUAUUUUGGAUGUCAAUACAAAAUAUUAUCAUUCGUAUGACAUUAUCGAUUAUAAUAUUAAUUAUAAUAAAAUUUCAAACAUUUCAAACAUUAAAAGAAGAACAACGUAUUGUUACGGCAUUAAGUAUAUGGACAUUUGGUUUAAGUUGUUUGAUUAUAUUGGCAAUAUUAUGUCAUAUUUUAUCAUAUUAUAGUUAUCAACAUAAAUGGAAUGAAAAAAUUUUUGAUCGAUUAAUCGAUCGAUGUCGUAAUCAAUCGUCAACACCCACAUCAUCUCAUUCUUCAUCAUCAGCGAAUGAUAAUGGUGAUAAUAUCGACAAUCAAUCAUCCACAAGCUCAACAACAGCAGAAGAUAGUAAAAUUGAAUGGAUCAAACAACGAUGGAAUAAAUGGAAACAAAAUUUAUUGAUAAAAAUCUGUUAA